This is a messenger RNA of Solea solea (common sole), 1437 nucleotides long. RefSeq names its product FA core complex associated protein 24 (gene faap24). Bases 133 to 786 code for a protein of 217 amino acids. Gene Ontology annotation, biological process: interstrand cross-link repair. Gene Ontology annotation, cellular component: Fanconi anaemia nuclear complex. Gene Ontology annotation, molecular function: chromatin binding. NCBI's taxonomy places the organism in Eukaryota, Metazoa, Chordata, Actinopteri, Pleuronectiformes, Soleidae. The transcript has 4 exons. The record is from RefSeq and is a predicted model, not a curated record.
CGUCUACAGUAAACCGGAUGAAGACAUUUGGUGGUUGUGGAGGCAAACAAACUAACGCUGUGCCAAACAAACUCUUCAAAAGUCGUUCUUAGAAGAGUUUUGAGUAAAAUAAAGAAAUCCUAAUCUGAGUUGAUGGAAAACAAACCCGCUGGUCUGCUGAACGCUGUUCCUCCGCACGGACACGUGAUCGCUAACGACAAAUGGAGAGACACGACCCUCGUUCACAACCUGAAAGGUGGAGGAGUGAAGAUCCUGUUUGAGACUGAACUGAGUUUGACAGAUUUCCACCUUCCCAACAAAAGCUGCGUCCUCUAUGUGUCCGAGUGUGACAUCGUCGCCGGGAACAACUACAAGAGGAAACUGGUUCGCUACAGAAACGCGAGCAGCAGCUUCCAGGGGUUGGUGUUGGUGGAGAGGACCAGACUGAGUGAACAGUUCUUCUCGGUCGUGCAGAAGUUUGUGGUGUUUGACCUCGGUCUGACUCUGCUGCCGGUCAGCGGUCAGACAGAGGCCUCGCAGCUCAUUGCGCAGAUCGUCCACAGCGGGAGCAGAGAAAACCCCUUCAGGAGGAGUUCUUCCUCUCAGCUGCUGGACCCGCUGGUUCUGGCCGUGGUCCAGCGGGUCCCUGGUGUGGGCCGGAUCAAAGCUCUCGCUCUGCUGCAGAACUUCUCCAGCCUCCAGCGGCUCUGCAGCGCCACCAUCGACGAGCUGGAUCCUGUGGUGGGUCCAGCAGCCGCACAGCACAUCCACACCUUCUUCCACAAACACGCGGCGGACGGAACGUGAGCGCUCUGAGUUUGAGUUUGAGUCUGAGUCUAAGUCUGAGUUUGAGUUUGAGUUUGAGUCUGAGUUUGUGUCUGGACACAGAUAUGAAACGCUGACAAUGGAAGGAGAUGAAUUUACUACGUCAGCGAAUAUUCUCACUCACACACACACUCACACACUCCGACAUGGACACACACAGAAUGAGGACACAGUGGGUCUGUGUAUGGACUGACCUGUGCAGGUUAAAGUUCAGUUUGUUGUUUGUGGUUGUGCGCUGUGAGCGCCCCCUACUGCUGAAAACCAGCCUGAAACGGUUCGGCUCACUCACUCUCGGUGUAAACAUGCCAGUGAAGACAGAAGGAAAAACAGUUUUAAGCCACUUAACACAAGUCUAUGACGUGUUAAGGACACGUUGACGUCUUUAUCUCACUGUUGGACAGACUUUUCCAACAGGAACAGCAGCUCCUGUGUCUCCGUGAGCUACAAUCACUGAUUUUCUCUCUGGACUUUGGUGUGAGAGAGUGAGUGACCAAACUGUUCUAAUGUAAUAAAUGUAUUGAUUAUUUUAUUUAUUCAUUUUCAUGUGUAUAUACAUGAUAUAUAGAUAUUUAUAUACGUAUAGUAUUUUGGUCUUUUUGACACUUGUUUCCACAUUAAACACAUUUAAUAUCA